GUCCCUAACCCACCUCAAGCAUCGAGCGACUCUUGAACUCAAGGCUGAAAAGGAAAAAUGUUAGUGGUCAGCCCUGAAUGUGCACGCACUCCAGUUACUCGGAACCAUGUCUUUUUUGAUGAAAAAGAAGAAGUUUAAGUUUCAAGUCCAUUUCACCUUGGAGGAGUUAACAGCAGUGCCUUUUGUCAAUGGGGUGCUGUUUUGUAAGAUUCGGCUCAUUGAUGGUGGGGACUUUGCCAUCUUGUCAUCCAGGGAGGAGGUGCAGCAAAAUUGUGUCCGAUGGAGCAAAAAGUUCUCAUUUAUUUGUAAAAUGAGUGCAAACACCAUCACUGGUGUGUUGGACCCCUGCAUCUGUAGGGUCUCUGUGCGCAAGGAGCUUAAAGGAGGAAAGGCCUUCUCAAAGAUUGGCUUUGCUGAUCUCAACAUUGCGGAGUUUGCUGGCUCAGGCUCCACAGUUCGCUGCUGCAUCUUGGAAGGCUAUGACACCAAGAACACUCGGCAGGACAAUUCCAUUCUUAAGGUAACAAUUGGGAUGACCCUUCUCUCUGGUGAUCCCUGCUUUAAAACGCCUCCCAGCACAGCCAAAUCUUUGUCCAUUGGACAGGUGGAUGCAUCCCUGCAGCUGGACUGUAAGGGGGAAGCUUCUCCGACCUCUCCUCUAGGCGGCAUUUUGGAGGGGAGUCGCCACUUUAAACCAAGACAGUCAUCAGUGCGGAGCUUAGGACUGCCCGAGGAUGGGGAUGUUGUGUCCACUGCAGAGGAUGUCUUUCACACACGGCAUGUUCGCAGCUCCAGUUAUGCCAGUCAACACAGCAAGAUAUCAGGCUAUAGUACUGGCCACUCUCGUUCAUCCAGCCUGACUGACUUGAGUCAUCAGAGAAAUGCCUCCUGCAGCAGCAGUGUCUCCUAUGGUUUGAACCAACCCUCGACGCCCACUGAAGCACAUAGACAGGCCACUCCCACCAAACCUGAACGGCCUCCACCACCCUCAGCUGCUGCUCUCAACAGAUCCUCCAGGUAUGAAAAGACUACAUACCACUCGCUCCUUUAG
Molecule: messenger RNA, 1051 nt
Organism: Boleophthalmus pectinirostris (great blue-spotted mudskipper)
Lineage: Eukaryota; Metazoa; Chordata; Actinopteri; Gobiiformes; Gobiidae
Product: early estrogen-induced gene 1 protein-like
Exons: 9
Coding region: 107-1051 (314 amino acids)
Source: RefSeq, a predicted model, not a curated record